UCAUAAUGCAGAACUACCUGGCACAACUAUCCUUGCAUGCGUCAACAAAUCUAGGCACACAAUGACUGCUACACUUGGACAAAAACAACUAGAUGAUUAUUGUCAGUGUAGUAAACAAAGAAUGAGCUAAAGUCCUCAAGGAUAGCAUUUUUUUUUUUUAAAUUCGGCAAUCCCAAGGCAGGACCGUGGGCAACUGGUUAGUACCUCCACGUCAGAGUUCAGAGGGCAUGGGUUCCAAACCGAGCUCCUGCCUUUCUGUGUUACGUGAGUUGUAUAUUCUCCCCGUGCCCGUGUGGGUUUUCUCCGAUUACUCCAGUUCCCUCUAACAAACAUGCACGGUAGGUUGAUUGAAGACAGAAAAUUGUCCAUAGGCGUGAUUGGGAAAGAUUGUUUUUUUUCUAUAUGUGCCCUCGCGAUUGGUUGGCGACCAGUUCAGGAUGUACCCGCCCUCUCGGUUAGAUUCAGCUGGGACAGGCUCCAGGAAACCACGACCAUAGUGAGGAUAAGCGUUCCGAGAAUGGAUGGAUGGCUAAAGCCAUACCAGUGAUGUAGUGGUACUCAAAUGUGCAUGGAGGCUGAAGUGUUUAUUUCUGAACUCGUUGAAACUAUGCGCCCAGGACUAAAUCAUGAGUACUUGCAUUUAUGCUCGCACGUUAACCUGCCGUCCAGUAUGACUUCACUUGCAUUGAUGAGAUUUUUACAAUGUCUUUUAAAUUUGUUGUUACAUUUUUCAUUAUAAGCCAUAAUGUUUUGCACUGUGAUUCCUCCUGUUAUUUCUUUAUCCUGUAUGUUGCAGUGUUUGUUUAUGUGAGGAUUAUGGUGGAUGAAAGUGAAAACUGCAGUGCCCAUGUGCUUUUGUGUGUGUGUGUGUGUGUGUGUCUGUGUGUGUGUGUGUGUGUGUGUGUGAGGGUGUGUGUGUGUGUGAGGGUGUGGGUGUGGGUGUACGUCAUGUUUUUGUGUGUGUGUUUUAAUGCUGUCUUCUUUUCCAGUGGUAUUUGCAAAAGCGGGUUAAACAUCGAGCAGCCUGUUGAUUGUGAAAGGGCAUUGUUGUGGUGUGGCUGCAGGCUACGGCUGGGGGGACCCUGGCAAUGUGGGAGAAGAGACAGUAAAGGUGGAACUAUGGCUGUGAUCCUGGACCUCUCUUACGCCUAUUCCAUUAUCAUCUCCGCCGUGGUUGCCAUUAUCUACACGCUCUUGGGAGGGCUUUACUCUGUGGCUUAUACAGAUGUGAUCCAGCUCAUCCUCAUCUUCAUCAGCCUGUGGGUGUGUGUCCCCUUCCUGUUGACCAACCCUCACUCCUUGGACAUUUCGCUGACGGCCUACAACCAGUCCUACCAGGCUCCCUGGGUUGGCACGGUGAGCCUGGACGAAGCCGGCAAGUGGUUUGACGACUUCAUGCUCCUGGCUCUCGGUGGUCUGGCCUACCAAGCGUUCUACCAGAGGAUCCUGGCAGCCUCAUCUUACACCCAGGCUCAAAUGACCUGCUUUGCCUCCUCGGCCUUCUGCCUGGUGCUGGGUAUCCCUUCGAUCCUCGUGGGAGCUGUGGCUGCAUCUACUGAUUGGAACUCGACGCUCUACGGACUGCCGACUCCAUAUGAGCGCGGCGAAGCAGGUUCUAUCCUCCCGAUCGCCCUGCAGUUCCUCACACCCACCUACGUGUCGAUCAUCGGGAUCGGAGCCGUAGCUGCCGCUGUCAUGUCCUCCAUGGACUCGGCCCUGCUGUCUUCCGCGUCGUUGUUCUCGUCCAAUAUCUACAAGAACAUAAUCCGGAAGCAGGCGUCAGACCGUGAGAUGCAGUGGGUGAUCCGUAUCUCGGUGGUGGUCGUCGGGUUGGCCGGCGCCGGCCUCACCUUCUUGGACAGCAGCGUGCUGGUGUUCUGGCUCGUGGGCGUGGACAUGUCCUACACCAUCAUGUUCCCUCAGCUGGUCUGCGUCCUCUUCUUCAAGAAGUCAAACGGCUACGGGGCCACUUUUGGCUUCCUGAUGGGAAUCACGUUGAGAAUCCUGAGCGGGGAGCCGCUCGUCAGCCUGCCGCCCAUCAUCCACUUUCCCAACUGCCGGCUGAACGCCGAGGGCAAGCUCACUCAGUUCUUCCCCUUCCGCACAGUCAUCAUGUUCGGCUCGCUGGCCACCAUCGUGUUCGUCUCGUGGGUGACGGACCAAAUUUUCAACAGAGGGCUUUUGCCUGAGAAGUGGGAUGUGUACAAGGUCAAAGCCAAGCAAAACAAGCCCGCCGAACAGAGGACCCGUGAAGACAACGAAGAGCUCUCCGUAUCCAAGCAGCUACUGGACACCACCACCACCACCAGCUGCUGAGGGGCCUCGCACGCAAAAGAUGGGCCGUGACGGGAGGCGGACGCGCUCGUCUGCCGGGCCAGCAGUUGGCAGAGGGCCAUUAACAACAGGGGCUUCACACUGUCAAGAGAAUCUGGACAGAAUCGGUGAAUUUGCGUCACAUACUGUACAGACCCACAUUGGCGUGAUGUCCCUGGAGUCCUCUGGCACCCAUCUUUAUUUUCAGCUUCCUUCUAAAACGAAUAAAACAAAACAAAACAACACCAAAAACCAAAAAAAAAAAAAAAAAAUGUAUAAAAUGUCAUCUUAGUUUGUGUAUGAUAGUACCCAUUAACCAGUAUAGCAUAUCGAAUGUGAUUUUAUUAAAAACAUCCAAUAAUAACUGAGCCUUAUCAGAUAAAUCACACAUCUCUGAAAUGGACACGAGUGCAGCCUUUUAAAAUCAUUUCCAUUUGGAAAAGAGAAGUAUUGGAAUUUAGAAAUUGUUUUAUUUUUCAUGGAUUUUGGAUUUGUACAGAUCUGUAGAAAGAUAUUUUAUCAUGCUCCUUUUUUUAAAAUUCAAAUGUCCCUUGAUAAAGUGCACAUGCAACACUUUUUUUUUGGCCGUCUGCACAAGAAAAAGGUAUAUUCAGUCCAACUGAAAAAUAAAUGGUUUAUAGUUCCACAUUGCAAUUUUACAGGUUCUACAGGUCUUCUUGUUACAUAUACCAGUCCAAAUUGUCACUCCAGAAAUAGAACUGCAAAAAAAAAAAAGGCAAUCUUCAUCACUAAAUCAAUUUCUUGUGGUAUUGCCGACACUUUUGUUUGCAUUCACACUCCAAACGAUUUUCAUGUAUACUGGCGCUGGCUCACAUCCGGAGAAACACUCGUACUUUACUGUACAACUUGUCAACAACCUCGCUGUUCCAACAUGUUGCAUUGUAGCCUUGUCAGCAUAAAACGGCAAGGUACCCUUAUUAAAAAAAAAAAAAAAGGAAAAAAAUGAAUUAAACUUGACUAGACUGUUCUUUGACAGUCUACGCAAUGAAAGCAUCACCAGUUAUGUGAACGCGUCUAUAAUGUGAAAAACGUCAUUCUCAAGCUGAAGCACUGUCAACAAAGCCGAGCCGGUUGGAAACCUCCCGUUGUAUUAUUUUUCAAAGCUGUGAUAAUGAGAGAAACCCCCCCACCCAAAUCCCAAACCAGGUUGUCCCACCCUGCCUGACUGCUCUCGGUCACAUUGCUGGCAGUGCAAUGUAAGCAAAUGCUAACACACGCAACCUGCAUCCAAGUGUGCAGAAACACUAUUGAAACAUUGUUUUGAUAUCUUUUAAGGAGAGAAUGAUGAUGAGCCUUCACUUGGUUUCAUCACUGUAUUGUUCUGCGCCUCCAACGAGGACAAUCUAAAGAAGCAUUUAUUGAAAUAUCACUGGACACUGGUCUCCCUUCACCUGUUGGCGUUGAUUCAAUCGAUACCGCAAAACGGGGUGAAUUGCUCGUGUCGUAGCUCAAGAGCUCAGCACAAGACUGAAAGUCAUUUCAAACAAAUUAACAGAUGCUCAAAAUCUAUUUUCCAAAUACUUGUAGAAUCAAAGCAGAACUCGUUGCAUGCAUCUUUUUUUUUUUUUUAAUAGAUGUGAGUUCUAAAUGUAUUAUACACUUGUACAGCCUAAUCACAAUUUGUACAUUGACUUAUUUUUAUAUCAAGGUGGAUUGCCAUGCGUUGUUAGUUUUAGAGGAACAACACAAAUGUGUAUUUAUAUCUCAAGUGAACAAUUGUCUCCGUAAAAAUUCAUCCUCGAUUUUAAUGGGAAAAAAAAAAUGAAUGUAGACCUGUUAUCACUUUAUGUUGAGAUUUGGCCUUUUAUGAUUGGCCUGCACUUUUCAGCAGCAGCGUUACGGCGUCACACGUCGUUGCGGCCAUCACGAUGAACACUGCUGCCAACGCACUACAUGCAACUUCCGAUAUUCAGCCAGCCGUCCCUACUGAGGGAAGAAUAUGCCUUAAUUGUGGAGUACAUGUGUGGCAUUUUGCAUUUAUUUGGUCAUUUUUAGGGCAGUCAUAUUCUAUUUCCGACGUUUUGAGUUUUCCAAAGGUCACCCGUUGACACCUUUAACUGGUUUUUAGUUUUUGAAUAAACAGCAAGCUCUGUUUUAGUUCUCCCUCCUUGUCUGUAUGUGGUUUUAUACUAUUAUGCAUGUCAGUUGUCAGUAUGUUUACUGAACUUUGGUGAAGGCUGUUCUCUCUUGCCGCUUGGCAAGGUCCUACUUUGUAAUCGAAUAAUGUAAAUCCCCAUGGGGUGAGCUUCUGUCAGAAUAAAAGCCGAUUUA
This is a messenger RNA of Syngnathoides biaculeatus (alligator pipefish), 4605 nucleotides long. RefSeq names its product high affinity choline transporter 1-like. Bases 703 to 2316 code for a protein of 537 amino acids. The transcript has 7 exons. Gene Ontology annotation, molecular function: choline:sodium symporter activity. The record is from RefSeq and is a predicted model, not a curated record. Gene Ontology annotation, biological process: acetylcholine biosynthetic process; transmembrane transport; choline transport. Gene Ontology annotation, cellular component: plasma membrane. NCBI's taxonomy places the organism in Eukaryota, Metazoa, Chordata, Actinopteri, Syngnathiformes, Syngnathidae.